This is a messenger RNA of Cloeon dipterum, 1169 nucleotides long. RefSeq names its product Ubiquitin-related modifier 1 (gene Urm1). The transcript is spliced from 5 exons. Bases 133 to 441 code for a protein of 102 amino acids. Gene Ontology annotation, cellular component: nucleus; cytoplasm. Lineage: Eukaryota; Metazoa; Arthropoda; Insecta; Ephemeroptera; Baetidae. The record is from RefSeq and is a predicted model, not a curated record. Gene Ontology annotation, biological process: protein urmylation; tRNA thio-modification. Gene Ontology annotation, molecular function: protein tag activity.
AGGUAAAGGACGCAAGUAAACAACAAUCACAUGUCAUGUUGUAUGUAUUGUGAGAUUUGAGUGAACAGGGGAUAGGAAGUCUAUGUAGUCUAAAUAAAUUAUUAUUUUGUAUAUUUAAAGUAAAAGAUUGCAAUGGGAUCAGACUCUUUAAAAAUUUCCGUUCAUUUUGGUGGAGGUGCAGAAAUCCUAUUUGACAACUUGAAACAGCAUGACUUAGAAUUACCUCUUGACAAUGGGACUUGGAACUUGAAGAGGCUAAUUGCGUGGAUAAGAGAUAAUAAGAUGAAAAGCAAACAAGAGCUCUUCGUUAAAGAUGAUUCGGUCCGUCCUGGAAUUUUGGUAUUGGUUAAUGACACCGACUGGGAUUUAUUGGGGCAAACAGAGUAUGAGCUGUGUGAUGGCGAUCAAGUUCAUUUUAUCUCAACACUUCAUGGAGGCUAAUUGUAUGAUCCCCAUAUUUUGUAUUCUUUUAAUUCAACUAAAAUUUCAAUAAAUUUAAUUAUCAACAAGAACAAUGACUUCUUUAGAAGAGUUAUUAUAUAAGUAAAAGAAGUAUUACGCUUCAAAGGGAUAACAGCCGUGAGCAAAAAUUGGUUGAUAUUAUUACAGGUCGUUUCAGCUCAGGAAAGGCAAAUAAGCUACUUGAUGAUGUGUUUGCUAUACAACAAUAUUAAGCAUCAAGCUGUGAUAUUAAAUAGCCAAGCUUCAACAUAGAUAUAAAAGAGUACAAAUUAACCAAGACCUGAAUAUUAUCUUUAUAAGAAUGGCGGUUGUCAAGAAAAUUAAUAAUCCAAAGCACACCAACUGAAUCCCAAUUAGUCAAAAUGCCAUUUAAAGGAAUGCUGUGCUGGCGUUAAAAUUGUAAACUGCUAUUUAAGUUCAGCUAGGAAAAAAUGUUAGGCUAUCAUAUAGCCAUGAUCAUAUUUAAAGCAAAAAUCUAGUGGCAUUUAUAACUAGCUUGGACUUUGUCUUCAUAGAGGAUAGCUGUAUUGUGGAGCGCAUUCUAUCACAACUGCAAUCAAGACCGGAAUUACGCACAAUUUUUAACUCAAAUUUCCUGUACCUUCACAAAAUCUGAGUCGGGAGCAAUGUCCCAAGGCAAGACGAACAUCCUCACAGGCAGUGGCGUGCAGUGAGUUGAGUUGUAAUCCAACAAGUAUCUGCGAGCC